This is a messenger RNA of Punctularia strigosozonata HHB-11173 SS5, 1277 nucleotides long. RefSeq lists its product as uncharacterized. Gene Ontology annotation, molecular function: SNARE binding. Gene Ontology annotation, biological process: SNARE complex assembly. Gene Ontology annotation, cellular component: lytic vacuole; endosome. Lineage: Eukaryota; Fungi; Basidiomycota; Agaricomycetes; Corticiales; Punctulariaceae. The transcript has 6 exons. The record is from RefSeq and is a predicted model, not a curated record. Bases 30 to 1277 code for a protein of 415 amino acids.
UACAGCUAGAACGCUUGCAAACCGUGUGGAUGGAUUGCAAGAAUUGCGAGUUGAAGCAGCGACAGUUCUACUGCGUCACUUGCCUAAAGACACACCUACGCGAUUAUAGGUCGAAGAUUAAUCAUGCAUCCAAGGAACGAGACGAUCAGGUAGCCCGCACGGAGCAGCUGCUCGGGUAUGUGGAGGAAAGGCGGUACUGGAAGGCGGGCGUGUCAGCCGCGCAAGACAGGGUGAAGGAAGUUCAAGACGGACUGGCACAACUCCGGAGGCAGAAUGAACGUACCAGGGAUCGCAUACGCACGCUCCGCGACAACCUGCAUAUGCGCCGUCGCGUUCUCGGCCAGGCGCAGAUCGUCCCGCUCUCCAGGGACGAGGACCUCGGCCGUUCGAUCGCACAGACGAACCGUGAUUUGCUCAGCCUCUCAGAUACACUUGCUCGGGCGCGCUCCGGGCUCGUGCAGGAACUAGUCGAGGUCUUUCAUGUCGUCGAAGUCGGGGGGCGCCCGCCCAUCGCCGGCAAGGCCGGCACCAAGGGCGAAUGGACCAUCGGCGACCUCAUACUGCCCGUGCCCGGGGACAUCAGACGGUACCCCCCGCAGCACAUAAACGCUGUGAUCACGCAUACGGUCCAUUUUCUAAGCCUGCUCACUUUCUACCUGGGCGUGAAACUACCUUUCGAGAUCACCUGGAGCGGGAAGAAACUGGGCGUUGGUCAACCUUGGAUUGGCGCCAUAAAAGGGACAGAAACCGGAAGCUGGGCAAAGUGGUUCACCAAGCACUCCUUGCAUCUUUCCUCCUCUCCUUCUCCCGCGCCAGGGACUCCAGGCGCACUGGACUCCACGUCUCAACGACCACCCAUCACCCAGACUCUAUCGGAAUCAUACGUAGAACAGGACCCGGACGCCGCUCCGACCUCUCCUUCGUUCUCCACCGCGUUUGCGAUGCUCCUCUACAACGUAUGCUAUCUGGCGCAUACACAAUCUGUUGAUGUGCCCCUCGCGCAAGCAGGUGACGUUCUCAGCAACCUGUGGGCUGUGUGCUGCAGCCCCGAUCUCGGCCGGCGCUCACACGAGACACGACCGCUUUUGCCGGCGCCGACGCCGCCUUCCUUCCCUCUAGAUUUUUCUCAACUCUUGCAAGCGAUGACAGCGAAUCCUCGAGCGAAACAGAGGAGGCGCCCGGUUGCGACGAGAAAACCCAGCCGAAAGCACGAGAAAAUCCCGGAAGUCGACGAAGAUGGCUGGGAUCUGGUAGAAGAUAUCGGUGAUGUGCCUUAG